Messenger RNA from Colias croceus (clouded yellow), 2930 nucleotides. It is a transcript of the gene Eaat2, whose product is annotated as excitatory amino acid transporter. Lineage: Eukaryota; Metazoa; Arthropoda; Insecta; Lepidoptera; Pieridae. The record is from RefSeq and is a predicted model, not a curated record. Bases 445 to 2046 code for a protein of 533 amino acids. The transcript has 9 exons. Gene Ontology annotation, cellular component: plasma membrane. Gene Ontology annotation, molecular function: L-glutamate transmembrane transporter activity; neutral L-amino acid transmembrane transporter activity; glutamate:sodium symporter activity. Gene Ontology annotation, biological process: L-glutamate transmembrane transport.
CUUCAAUGCAUGUAUUGCUUCUUGUAGUAUGCGCUAAAUGAAAUCGUAUGACCGAUAAUUUAAUGUACUUCAUCCAUUGAUGCUAUUACAAAACAGUGAAUGAUUGAAGCGAAACAUGCGCGCGCAUAUCAGUAUGGCUUCUCGUUUGACACAAAAACAACAAAAGCCUCGGCUUUCAAUUUAAUAUGAGACUUCGCGUUCAGGAGCGGCGCGAGCAAGUAAAGUGCUUACGACUGAAUUGAUAUCAACAAUAGGACUCGUAAAACGUAUUAAAAGAAGUGACCAACCCAUAAACAUGCAUAUUUAAACCAAAAUUUGUAACUAGCAUUAGAACAAAAGAAUUAACCAUUUGUAUCAUAUUCACCACUGCCAUACAAUUGGAAUCAACGAAAGAGCCCAAAUUAAGUCCAGCCAUCUGGACUAUAAAAGAAAUUUUCACCUGUAAUGGAGAAAGGUGACCGUAUUUCAGAAUAUUUAUUCGCAAAGAUGGGCCCAGGUGAUAGGGGGCCGAAGACUACGGAAGGCAGGACUGCGCCUGUCGAAUACACGGGAAUGAGGAAGUGGUUCAUGGAUAACACCUUACUGGUGGUAACGUUGGCUGGUGUUCUCAGUGGGAUUGCUGUAGGAUUUGGUCUUCGACCGUAUCACUUGGGCCAAGAUGCCCACAUGAUUAUUUCGUAUCCCGGAGAGUUAUUUAUGAGGCUCCUCAAAUUAAUGAUUUUACCAUUAAUUAUAGCGAGCUUGAUCGCUGGCUCUGCAAGCCUUAAUGCUAAGAUGAGUGGUAAAAUAGCUUUACGGACGUUGUCGUAUUUUGUUUUGACGUCAAUGUUUAACGCAUUCCUUGGUAUACUACUGGCUGUGCUUAUUCAUCCAGGCGAAUCUGAUUUGAAGGAGAAUAAUGGACGAAUAGUUCAGAAUCGGGAUCAUAAUAUAUUGGACAGUCUUCUGGAUAUUGGCCGAAAUAUCUUCCCAGAUAAUAUAGUGCAAGCAGCAUUCCAACAAGCUCACACAGUAUAUGUAGAACCUCAAUCGUUCUUUGCGAACAAUGCAACGGAAAAUGAUACGGAACGAGUUUUAGUUCGAGUAGUGCAAUAUAGGUCGGGAACAAAUACUCUAGGAUUAGUUUUCUUCUGUUUAGUGUUUGGUAGUUUGUUAGGUACUCUGGGACCAAAAGGGCAGGUUGUGAUCGAUUUCUUUCAAGCAAUAUUCGAAGUGAUAAUGAAAAUGGUGACCGGUGUCAUGUGGUUCACACCGGUCGGAGUCAGCAGUGUGAUCGCUGGAAAGAUUCUUGGUGUUGAUGAUGUAGCUCAAGUGAUGUCCCAAUUAGCCUGGUUCAUAGCUACAGUAGCUAUAGGGGUAUUUCUCUAUCAGCUUAUUGUAAUGCAGUUGUUAUAUUUUCUGUUUCUAAAACGGAAUCCAUACAAGUUCUAUUGGGGAUUAUCACAUGCUAUGCUCACGGCUUCGGCUACUGCGUCUACUGCAGCGGCGUUGCCAAUAACGUUCCGCGCUAUGGAAGGGCCGCUGCACAUCGACCCGCGGAUUACGCGCUUCGUGCUGCCCAUCGGGUGCAACAUUAACAUGGAUGGUACAGCGCUGUUCCUGGCUGUGGCCAGUGUGUUUAUAUGCCAGAUGAACGGCAUGCAUCUAGGAUUUGCUCAGCUGGCGACUAUUUUCCUAACAUCAACAGCGGCAUCCGUAUCAUCCGCGUCAGUACCGUCAGCAGCGAUGGUGUUAUUACUGGUUGUGUUGGCGGCGGUCGAUGCUCCAGCACAUGAUGUGUCACUGCUGUUCGCUGUUGAUUGGCUUGUGGAUAGGAUCAGAACAACAAACAACAUGCUAGGCGAUUGCUACGCGGCAGCCAUUGUGGAGCACAUGUCCAAACAUGAGCUGAUGGCUUGUGAUGCUGUUGCUUCUAUGGAGCCAGUAGCAACAAAUGGCACCCUACCAACGACCACCACAGAUUUAGACAUAGUGUCUUGUAAGAAAUCCCUCGGUUCUGACGACAUUGUUAUCGACAUGCAUUUAAACAAUAUCACCAAGAGUUAGUUGUGUAGUUGUGUAGCAGGUUAUAUCGUUUUAGGGUUCAGUAGUAAAUGCUGAUGAGAAGUUAUAAAUUUUUGAUGAAAAAAUCAUGAAAAAUGUAAAGAACAGUGGUUAUUGUUUCAUCGUAAUUGUUAAUAUCGUAAAAAAAUUUGCUGGGAUUUUUUUGAGCGAUAUCAUUAUUUUUUGUUUGAUUUGUAUUGUCGAUGUUUUCAAAUUACGUAAAAUUUAAAAUAAAUGACCACGUUACCUAUUAUUGUUCAAAAAUUUAAUACAUGUCAUUUUUUUCUAUAUGGAAUUUCGUGGUAAAAUGUAAAAAACAUCUUGACGUAAAAAAUAUCAGUUUCAUCAUGUGCGGUAUCAAUUUUAUUGCGUUUUAUUUGUUCCUGUCCUCAUGUAAGACCUAUCCCCUUCACUGAGCGGAAAUCUCCUUUUAUAUCUUUGAGAAGACAUUUUAUAAAUUGAUUCAAUUAUUUAUGUUUUAUAUUCAACACACGUGCGAGUUCCCACUAUAAAAUUCUAUGAUUAUUUACUAUACAAUCACACAAUGUUUUUAAAAAAAAAUACCUAAUAGAAAAGGUAAGUAGGUAUUGAGAAAUAUAUAAUUGUUCCUAAUUUGUAGACGAGGAAAAUAUAAUACUAUUUUUAAUUAUAAACGUUUAUGUUAUUAAUUAUUUAUUUAUAUCUGUUAUUCUUAUCAAAUCUUAUCAAAUAAUAAUAUCAUCCUCCAUUAAAAAUAUUUAUGUAACUAUAUCAUUUUGGCAAAUUUUUAUAACUUCUCAUUGGUUUCACUAAAUUAUUAAGUAUGGAGCAAAUAUUUAAAUUGUUAUAUAUUUAUGAGUAAAUGCGCAGAUCAUUUGCCUAUUGUAAAAUUAUAAGUAUAUUGGAAC